AUGUUCGCUGUUACGGAAGACUGUGUGGAGCCGACGAAGGGCUGGAUCAACCGUGAAGGAAAGCCGUUGCUGACGGUGUGCUUUAUGCACAGCUUUGGCAAAUGUGUGGGGCGCACCAACUCGAACCCUGCAACGUGUUUCCAGAUCCACAUCAAGGCGAACAUCCUCAAUUCUCUCCGUAAGCACUACAUCAACCCCACUCGCCGCUUUUUCGCUCGCACGGUGAAGGCGCUGCUCAGCCCAGAGCUCCGCCAGCUGCUAUGCAUGCGUGCAAACAAGGAACUCAAGGUGCAAUACCUUGAGUACCGCGUCACCGACGUCUUUCCCUCUACAGGUCUUCUGCAAUACGAAGAAGCAUACCGGCGAUGGCUGUUCUCAGCUGACACAAACGCAGAACACGCCGGCGCCAUUGCUGUUCUGCAGUGCCUGCAGUUUUCCACGACUGGGUCAUGCAGCUUCAGCACUGAUUGCCCGUGCAUUCACGCCGAUCUCAAGAAGGCGCAGGCGCGUGAUCCGAUCCUGGCACGCGCUCUGCGGGAUAUUAGUGAAGUCACCCAGGGUCUCCCGACUGUGUCCACCCGAGUGCCAAGGUCGCUGCAGCCGGGCUGCCUGCAGAGCUUCUCUCCCGUCGAUGGCUCGUACGCCAUGCUCGCGGACGGCGCCCAGCCUCGGAACAGGAUGGUGUCAGACUCACUUCGGGACUUCAACACGGUACCUGCUUUCACCCUAGUGUGCGGUGAGGGCGAAAGUGGUGGCUGCCAUAUACAGCUUCAGAUGCAUCCACACGAGUCGAACGCCUCUUCAGUUAGAGGGCACGCAAGCGGUGGACAUCACCUCAACCGUGUGUCCUUGUUUACUCAAGAUGAGCCAGCGUCGGAGACAAUCUCGAGCAAAGUCAUGCCCAACCGUACCAAGCACCACAAUAUUUCCUCCGACGGAAAGAAUAGCAGCGACUUGGUCCGUAGCAGCAGCGAGGAAGUGAGCGGCACCAACCACCACACCGGCAGCAGCGGCAGCGGACGUGACUAA
This is a messenger RNA of Leishmania braziliensis MHOM/BR/75/M2904, 1029 nucleotides long. RefSeq lists its product as hypothetical. NCBI's taxonomy places the organism in Eukaryota, Euglenozoa, Kinetoplastea, Trypanosomatida, Trypanosomatidae. The coding region runs from base 1 to 1029 and encodes 342 amino acids. The transcript has a single exon. The record is from RefSeq and is a predicted model, not a curated record.